Emiliania huxleyi CCMP1516 is the source of this 1287-nucleotide messenger RNA. RefSeq lists its product as hypothetical. The transcript is spliced from 4 exons. Gene Ontology annotation, molecular function: exo-alpha-sialidase activity. Gene Ontology annotation, cellular component: intracellular membrane-bounded organelle; membrane; cytoplasm. The coding region runs from base 1 to 1287 and encodes 428 amino acids. The record is from RefSeq and is a predicted model, not a curated record. Lineage: Eukaryota; Haptophyta; Isochrysidales; Noelaerhabdaceae. Gene Ontology annotation, biological process: oligosaccharide catabolic process; ganglioside catabolic process.
AUGAUGGCGGGCCUCUACUAUUGGAAGGUGAUCGGCCACCACCUCCGCAACCUCGCCUUACCGGGUGGCGUUGCCUUCUUCCUCUUGCUCGUGGAGCUGUUGGUGAAGCAGUGUUUCCGCCGCCGCUCGGUGCCGGAGCCCAACCUGGCCGCGGAACCCGUCCCUCCGCCUGCGACGGUAGUCUUCCCUCCCAAUGAGCAAAUCGCGAGGGCGGGCGCAUAUCGCAUUCCUUCGCUUCUGGCGCUGCCACCAGCCGCCUCGCCGGUGCUGCUGUCCUUUGCCGAGGAGCGGACGAUUGGAGGCGUCGAGGACGGGGGACCGGUGCGUGUGGUGGUGCGCCGGAGUGGUGACCGCGGCCAGACGUGGUCGCCGGUGGCGCUCGUCGCCGACGGUGACAGCGUUGGCAUACCUGGCGGCACGGUUGGGAACCCGUGCGCCAUCUACGACGCCGUGCGGGGUCGGGUCGUGCUGCUCCUCUCUGCGAGCGAAGCAUACGAGAGUGAGGCGACCAUCUGGUGCGGCCACGCCGCGGCGAGGCGCGUCUUCGUGACGACAAGCUGCGACGGCGCGGCGUGGAGCGCGGGCCCGACCUCACCGAGCGGGUGGACCUGGUACGCCACAGGGCCAGGCGUGGGCGUGCAGCUCCCGGGCGGGAGGCUGGUCUUCCCGUGCAACCACGUGAGCCCUACCCGUGGCUGGCUGCGCACUCGCUACGAGCUGCGAAGCCACGUCGUCAUCAGCGACGACGGCGGCGACUCCUUCCGCCUCGGAGGAGAAGGGCCGGCCGAGUGCAACGAGGCUCAGGUGGCGCUCGUCGGCGGGCGGCUCCUCCUCAGCAUGCGAGACUGGUCGGGGCGUGGCCGGCGGCGGGUCGCGGUGUCGGAGGACGAGGGCGAGUCGUGGCGCGACCUCGGCCACGCAGGCGGACUAGUGCAGAAGACGUGCGGCUCCAACGGCGCAGGCGACCUGCCCGACCCGGGCUUCGCGGGCUGUCAAGCCUCGCUGCUCGCGGUGCCCGGCGGCGCCCUCUACUGCGGGCCCUUAGGAGCGCCGAGCGGGCUCACGCGCCACACGCUGCUGCUGCGCGCCUCGCGUGACGGCCUCUCGUGGGGCGGGGCGGCGGAGCCCUCGGCCGGCCUAUGGGCGCGCGUCUUGCACCGCGGCCCGGUGGCGUACAGCUGCGUGGCGCGGGUGGGGGAGGGGCUCGUCGCGGUGCUGUAUGAGGCGGGCGAGACGCGGCCCGACGAGCAGAUCCGCUGCUGCCUCGUUGCACACCCGGCUCCAUAG